Molecule: messenger RNA, 7147 nt
Organism: Oryzias latipes (Japanese medaka)
Lineage: Eukaryota; Metazoa; Chordata; Actinopteri; Beloniformes; Adrianichthyidae
Product: protein ELFN1
Molecular function (GO): protein binding
Source: RefSeq, a predicted model, not a curated record
AGGUCUGAGAGGGCGAUAGAAGCGAAUGGAAUGACAACAGGGCGCAAAUAGAAACUCCAUUCCACCAAAUGCAUAACCUUCUGUUCCCGUGCGCGCGCACAGAAGAGAGUUAAACAGGAGAGAGCGCGCAGGAGAGCGAGUCCUGACGCAGUGUGAAACGCAGGAACUGAGUGGGGAGAGAGGAGGAGGAGAGAGGAAGCAGGCAGCGGUGAGCAGACAGCACAUCACACCAGGCGCCGUUUUGAAUUCCAAAAAAUCCUGGGAUCGGACGCUGCUCCACAGCCGCUGUGACCGCCGCGCGGAUCCCGGUCACAGCUCCUGUCAGGGGCGACAGCAGAGCGCAGGGGCGCAUCAGUAACGGACAGACUGAAACAGAAAAGAGGAGGCAGCGAGCGGACCGAUGUGUGGAGGAGCACCGUCUUCUUCUAUGCUGGCAUCUGGAUCAGCUUCCACUGGAGAAAAUGACACAGCAGUUCUAAAAGGACAAACAUUUAGAGAGGAUUCCCUCUGAAGAACCUGAAACAGUUCUCCCGGAAGCACAAAAAGUGAUGUGACAGUGAAGACCUCCAUCUGGAAAGGGCUGAGUGAAGCAGUGAAGAGGAAUCCCUGUCUGUAUCACAAACACAUCAAAAGCGAGAUGUGGACGGCCCCAGAGGACACGGAUGCCAGACAAACCGGGACAGCUUCGCCUUGACUGUUUAGACCUACAGAAAGAAAUUAAACUUCUUAAUCAGAUUACUAACAUGAUUCAACCAAAGCACAAACUGCCAAUGAAGUGACGCAUCUCAGUAACACUCUAAAUUUCACUUCAACGUGUUACAAAGCACAGAGGGAGCAAUGAUGUUGGCAAUGCGUUGUCCAAAACAGUUACAACAAGAGAAGCCGGAAAAAUAAAAGUUGUCAUAUCCUAAAGUAUUGCUAUAUAUACGCAAGCCCUAAGGACAUUUUUGAUGGCUAAAGCCAGUAUGAAUAAAUGUUAGAUGGCAAGCGUUUCCGCUCGGCAUUCUCUAAUGGCAACAGCAAUGACAUCCCAAAUGGCCCAGAGUACGGGAAGGCAAAGACACUGCACGGCUGGAGGUUCUUCAUCAGGGAUCUUAUCCACAGCCUGCCCCUUUCUCUGUUGGCUUGCCCUGCUGUCAGUGUUUCGGUUGCCAGUAGCAACAGCUGAGUGCUGGCUUAUCGAAGGGGAGAAAGGCUUUGUGUGGCUGGCUAUUUGCAGUAUGAACCAGCCUCCUUAUGAAGCCAUACCUUCCCACAUCAACAGCACCAUUGUAGACUUGAGGCUAAAUGAGAACAAGAUACGGUCAAUCCAUUAUUCCUCACUCAGUCGCUUUGGUAAUCUUACAUAUCUGAACCUGACCAAGAAUGAUAUCAGUUAUGUGGAAGAUGGAGCCUUCUCAGCACUGUUCAACCUCCAGGUUCUCCAGAUGGGUUUUAACAAGUUGAGGAACCUGACAGAGGGGAUGCUGCGGGGCCUGGGCAAACUGCAGUAUCUCUACUUGCAAGCCAACGUCAUUGAAACCGUUACACCCAACACCUUCUGGGAAUGUCCCAACAUAGAGAACAUAGACCUUUCGAUGAACAGGAUCCAGAUGUUGGAUGGAAGCUUGUUCUCUGGACUCUCUAAGCUGACCACCUGUGAACUUUACACAAACCCUUUCAACUGCUCCUGUGAGCUGCUGGCGUUCCUGCGCUGGCUCGCAGCCUUCCCCAACAGGACCACUGAGAGGAUGGUGUGCGACUCCCCUCCUGGAUUCUCUGGCUACAACCUGCUGAGCCAAAAUCCUCGCAUGCCUACUCAGCGGAACGCUCUGCACGUGCUCAGUCUGGUGUGCACGGAUGAUGGCAGCAGCGUGACACCCUUCUACAUCCUUGACUCCACGACCAUGUCACCUGACUGCGGAUUGGACGACUGUGCCUCUGGGAUUCCUCCUGAAGAUGUGACAAACCCGAGCCCCACCUCCUCUGACCCCAAGCUGAGAAUGAGGGUUAAAUAUGUGCAGCACUCGAGUGCCGUGAUUACCGUUGAGAUUCCUCAUCCUUACAAGAAAAUGUACAUCCUGAUGCUUUAUAACAACAGCUUCUUCACGGACAUCCAGAAUCUGAAAAAACAAAUAGAAGACGUAGAGCUGAAAGAUUUGAAACCCAACACCAACUACACAUACUGUGUGGCUUCUAUAAGAAACUCUCUACGGUUCAACCACACUUGUUUGAUCGUCUCAACUGGACGCAGAGAGGGAGCUGAGCACCUUCCCAACCAGUUUUCGGCCACCCACUACAUCAUGACCAUUGUAGGCUGUCUGUUUGGCAUGCUGCUCUUCCUCGGCCUUAUUGUCCAUGGCCUGAGAAAGAGGAAGAAGAUGGAGGAGAAAGAGAAGAAAAUGAGCAGGAUCCAGCGGACUCUGAAAGAGCUCAAGUAUGGUGGAGAAGGGGAUAUAGAGGGGGGGAGCGGAGAAUGCGUUUCCCAGAACCUUGCUGGAGGGGACAGCAUGUCCAGAAUGCCCUACCUGCCUCAGGGUGCAGAAAUAGAUCCCUACAAGCUGCAGGAGGUGAAAGAAACACCGGGACACAAGUCUGCUAAGCUGAACUACAUGGAUGUCAGAAGCCCAGGCAUCGAAAGGGAGAUAUCCCCCCAGGAGAACCCCCAGGGCUCAGUGGCAGAGAUCUCUACAAUCGCUAAAGAAGUGGACAAAGUUAACCAGAUCAUCAACAACUGCAUCGAUGCUCUGAAGUCUGAGUCCACCUCCUUUCAGCAGGGAAUCAAAUCCCCCUCCUCUUCAGGUGGGGGUGCCGUUUCAACUGCAGAGCCACAAUUGGUGCUUCUGUCCGAGCAAGGAGAAAGGGGAGAACGUGGUGGGGAGUUCCUCUCCCCUGUGUAUAAGGGAGGAAGAGGCGGGAAAGAUGAGAGGGGGAGGAGUUACCAUCACUCACUGCAGAGGCACCACAGCAUAGAAGCUCCGCCAACGUCUAAGAGACCAAGCACCUCCUCUUCUCCGGGCUCUGCAAGGAGCCCUCGCUCCUUCCGCUCAGAGGGGGGUUACCACUCGUCAGAGUCCCGGUAUAUUGAGAGAGCCUCACCUGGAGAAAGAGGAGAAAGAGGGGAAAGAGGAGGUGGAGACUGCAUCCGUACAAUUACCCCGGCCGCGGUUAUCCUGAGAGCUGAAGCACAGAGAAUCCGCCAGUAUAACGAGCACCGGCACUCCUAUCCCGGCUCCCAGCAGCACUUCCAGGAGCUCCAGCAUCACCCCCAGAUCCUGCAGGAACUCCACCACCAGUCAGGAGCCCGCAAGCCGUCCAUGCUGGACCCCCUCACCCUCAGCAGGCAGGCUAAGCAGCGUGAGUUGGCCUACUCCCAGCUCUCACCACAUUACCCACUCUCUCCCGAGUACCACAACCUCAGCUACUGCUCCAGCACUGAGGAAGACGAGGAGGAGGAAGGGCUCCUCUGUACCCCGACCCUGGGACUCUGGGAGAGGUUCAAAUCUCACCGGAAGAGGCACCGACAAUCCUCCAUGGAGGACGAAGGAUAUGUGGCAGCCGGACACGCGCUGAGGCGAAAGGUUCAGUUUGCCAAGGAUGAAGACCUUCAUGACAUACUGGACUACUGGAAGGGCGUGUCUGCCCAGCAGAAGGCCUGAUGCCACACAGGGAGAAGACAAACAACACGGAAGGAAACACACAAUCACACCACACUGAUCAAUCCUCACACACACGGACCUUUUUGCCGCAAAGACAUGUAAAUACUGACACACAAACACACUUUACAGAAAGCCUUUUCCUCCCAGAAUGUGGAUGAGGACCAAACUUAGAUUAUCUUGAACAACACUUAUAGUUCCUUUUUGUAAUAUAAUAUGAAAUAUAGCUCAGACCUAUGUAGCUAUUUGUACUAAGUUUUAAACGAAAACCAGACAAAUUUAGGAGAAAACUGUAAACGUUGUCAGGGAAACUCGUCCUGAAGCUCGGUGAUGUUUUCUAUCUACCCUGAGCUCUUCAAACGUGGGUCAUGAGGUGGGGCCAGCGAGGAAGACAAAGAGGAAGAGGGUCAGGUUCUGGUUGGAUCGCGUCCUGCGAUUCAGCUGAGCAGCAGAUUUUGAAGAACCUAAUGUGAAUUGGGAGAUAGAAACCAUCAGGAGGACAGAUUUCGGAUGGCUCCCCAGACAACAGCAUUAUUUAACUGUGCUGAGAAGAGUAGGUAGUUCUCACCAGAGAGUGAGUAUUAUGUGCCAAAUCAACCAAGGGGAUAGUAGAGCCCUACUGUGUACCAACUUUUCCUCACCAUUGUUUUUAUAAACCAAUUUCGAAAAGAAAAAAAGAACAAACAACGAUAAUAUAUUGUUAUUUAUAUUCAUUAUUCUCAUUACUGGUCUUCUUCUUAUUAUUCCUCCUCAUUAAUAUUUUGUUGUUUCGAUGCGGCAUGGCUCUGUUGUGUAAUUUUUUUGACCGUUUCGAUGAACGGAGAAAAAUUGUAACAUUUAAAGUGACUUUGGGUUCCUCUUGCUUCACUAGGAGGAGAGCGCUCCUCCGUUGAGCCAAAACCAGCCGGCCCUUCUCCUCAUUCUGAUCCACUCUGUACAGAUGGGAGAGAAGUUCUAUAUUUGCAACAGAGGCGACUGUUUUCUUUGUACAACCAUUUGAAACCUGACUUCUCAAAAGAGUUACACACUGACAUCAUUCUUUUAUUUUAUUUUUUGGAAAAUGACACUUCUGAACUUCUACUGAAUGUCUUCAAUUCCCACAGGGAAAGCAUAACUGCACUGUUUGAAAUCAAAAAAGCAACUUUUGGGAAAAAAGUGAACUUUUUUUUUUGGCUUCUUAUCUAACACAUGUAGCUCUGUAGUAUUUUUUUGUUGUCCUCUUUUUUCUUUUUGGACUCCUCUAGUUCCACCCUGCCAGCCUGAAAUCACAUUUGAAUUGAUUUAAACUCUCACUGCAGGCAGACCGCCACUUGUUUGCAUCCGUUCACACCAUUUUGCCAAACAGCGAUUUGCACAACGUGAUCCACCAUCACAGGCUGUCCAAUCAUAUCUAAGACCAAAAUACUGUGGAUAUUUAAAUUGACACUUCCAGCCUCCAAACAGGACCCAAGUGUAGACCCACCAGAACCCAUCAAAGUGUCCACAGCGGCACGAGUGUGUGUGCAGACACUCACGGAGCCACAAACAGAUGAAUGUAUUCUUUGAUAAGUUAGCUCCGCUUUGCAGCUGUGGUUUAUUUAAUUUUUUUUUUGUCUUUUGACACCCAGCAGAUGGCCACUUGUGAUUCAAACCCACAGAUGAGUAAAAGGACUACUGGCUCUCUAGAAGAUGAUUUAUGAGCAGAGUGAUGUUUGCUUGUCAGGAAGACCAAAACUGUCCCCCAACCAUCUGUCGGAGGAAUGCCCUGGGGAUUUUAGAGAAGAAGUGCAAUGAUAAAAAUGUGAUUAGUUUCACUUUUGAGGUGAAAAACUACUAUGUGUACGAUAUCUUAAAUGUAUGUAGGAUUUAAAUACUGGAGGUGUAAAGAUCAGAUCAUCUGCUCAUGUAGAGAAGAAUAUUCUCCACAGAACUGUGCAACAAGUUUGGUGAGAACUUUAGCAAACCAGGGGUGGAAACAGAAUUUUAGCUGGUUUUGUGUUUAACAGGACUACUAUUGAAAGUGACUGUACAAUACUUAAACAAAGACAGAUGCUGAUCAUGUCUACUUUGCUUUGUGAUUUGAAAUAGAGGUAAAAAAAAAAGGGUGAAUGGAAACUGUAAAAAAAAAAAUUUUUCUGGCUUAUGAUUCAUUUUUAUUUUAUUGUUCUUUUUCUUUUUUUUGCUAUAAACUAAUCUAUAAAGUUCUAGUCAUUAUUCUGCCUAAAGUCACAAUCGUGGGUUGGUAAUACAUUUUUUUGUGGUAUUAAAAAUAUUAUUUUAGAUGGUUUGCUUUUUUUCACGUCUGUUGUGGCAGCAAACAACCCAGAUCAAAUCAAAAAAGAGUAAAAAAAAUGAAAAACUGUGGUGAUAUAUGCUCCAGAUUGUGGCUUUAACUUUACAACAGCCUUAACACCUUCUCUUUUCUUAGAUGUUUCUAACUUUGAAAUUGAUUUAAAAGUUCAAAAGAGUAACAAUUCUGAGUUCACAUUUUAACAACUGCAUUUUUAUAACCUGCUUGAUUUCAAUGCCUCACUUGAGCAUAUUUUAAAUCAUAUUAAUGUAGCGAUGUAUUAACCUACUGUUUUGCUUUUUUCCUUUCUGUUCAUGAGAAGUACUAUAUUGAGGUUUUCUUGUGUCAGAGAGAAGCAGAGCACAUCUGGAAGCUGGUGGAGAGGACGAGCCGACUCUGACCACAGUCUUCGUUGCCGCUCUUUAAACACGGAUUCAGCAAAACGGAGUUUUUGAAACCACAAUGCCUAACAAGUGGAAUAAAACGGAGGUCCUACUGACACAAGGCAGAGGUGACAAUGGAGUACGCCAACUCAAAGGAAGACUGUGCUGCAUUCUUCUAGUGAAUGACUCAGGAGAGAGAAAGCAAAGGGGGCUUGCGAGUGAAUGCUCCGCCAUAGCAUCCCUCAAAGGCUUUCUUUAUUUUCUUGUUGAAAAUUGAAAUGAGCACAAUAAAAAAAAACAGCCUUCCUUACAAUGUCUCCAUUCCUGGAGAAAACGCUUUUUUUUCUGAGCGAAUCCGAGACUUUUCUUUUCACGUUUCAAAGAUGUGUCUUGGAUUCUCCUGAGUAAAUGUUUACAGCGCAGCUUUUCCAGAUCGUAGGAAGUAUAUAAGUCUUGAAUAGCCAUAGAUAGAUCUGGUGCCAUCUUUUGAGGCUGUAAGAUUUCUGUUUCCAUUGAAAUACAAUAGAGGGGAACUAAAUGUUGUGUGUGUGCUUCAGUGUUGGCAGGAAAGAGAACAAAGACAAGUGAGAAAUCCAUUCUGCUAACUUCAGCAGGACGUUUUUGGUUCAUAAUGGGGAACAUAAUACAAGGGUAUGCUGUAAAAUGGGAAAUUUAUGAUGGACAAGGGAGCUCACAAUAAUGUGAAUUAUUACAGCAAAUGGACAACACAUCUGCAAAUAAUUAGACUGAACUUUUAGACUUUAAUUAGACUUAAAGACACAUUUUUUUGUGUUUUUAACAUGUUCUUGUGGUAUUUUUCUGAUGAUGGCAUACAUAUAUAAAGUAAAUUCAGCUCAAAA